AUGAACGCCCCACUGGCCAUAAAUACUGCUUAUCGAGCCUACACCUCCGGAGUGGCGGUCCCCGGAAUGGGUUAUGAGCAGUAUUACUGGCAUUCCCCAGGGGAGAAAGCGCAGGAGCCAGUGCACAGUUCAGAAGAGCCCCCUCUCCCAGAAGCUUUAAGUGACGUGGAGGAAAAGGCGCCCCACAAAAACCCAAAUCUUUCUCCAAGUUCUGGAAUAUUAAUUCUUUACACUCCCGACUCUGCCACCAGUCCCAACAGACAGUCCUCUUCUCCACAGCUGACUUCUACACCCCAGAGAUGCAAGGAGGAAAAUCCAGGAAGCAAGAAAGCCAAAACACGUACAGCUUUCUCUCAAGAGCAAUUGGAGAUACUGCACCGCCGAUUUCAGAGCCAAAAGUAUCUCAGUCCACAACAGAUUCAAGAACUGGCUGCAGCCUUGAAACUCACUUACAAACAGGUAAAAACAUGGUUUCAGAAUCAACGGAUGAAGUUUAAGCGAACUCAGAAAGAAACUCUGUGGAUGAGAAAAGGAAUGUGCCAAACUCAGAAUAGUUAUUUGGACAUAAACCCAAGUUAUCAUGAAGGUUACAGUAUUGGUGAGGCUAGGAACUUUCAUUCAUUGGCUGCUGUGCAUGAGAACUACACCAGCAAUCAAAACUAUAGCAGUAACCAAAGUUAUAAUAGUGACCACCACCAGGUCUACUGUAAUCCUCAAAAUUUUUAUCCAGUUGGUGAGGAUGGGAGCUUCUUUGGAAAAGCUGGUGGGGCAUGUUAUAGCCCACAAACUAUCAACUAUAUCAACCACCAAAAGAUGAAUUUUUAUCCUGGCUUCUCUACAAGCAUGGAGUAUACCACCAUGAAGAUGGAAGAUGGGUAUACCUUCCAAAAUGCAUCUUCUGCUGCAGUACCAGGGCCCCCUGUCCUCCAGCACUAUCAAACUCCUCUACAAACUCAAGGAUCACGGAGCAACUGUAACUCCUAA
This is a messenger RNA of Thamnophis sirtalis, 984 nucleotides long. Its product is annotated as homeobox protein NANOG-like. NCBI's taxonomy places the organism in Eukaryota, Metazoa, Chordata, Lepidosauria, Squamata, Natricidae. Gene Ontology annotation, molecular function: RNA polymerase II cis-regulatory region sequence-specific DNA binding; DNA-binding transcription factor activity, RNA polymerase II-specific. The record is from RefSeq and is a predicted model, not a curated record. Gene Ontology annotation, biological process: regulation of transcription by RNA polymerase II.